Molecule: messenger RNA, 1344 nt
Organism: Lodderomyces orthopsilosis Co 90-125
Lineage: Eukaryota; Fungi; Ascomycota; Pichiomycetes; Serinales; Debaryomycetaceae
Gene: RPT1
Product: proteasome regulatory particle base subunit
Exons: 1
Coding region: 1-1344 (447 amino acids)
Biological process (GO): proteasome-mediated ubiquitin-dependent protein catabolic process
Cellular component (GO): proteasome regulatory particle, base subcomplex
Molecular function (GO): ATP binding; ATP hydrolysis activity; proteasome-activating activity
Source: RefSeq, a predicted model, not a curated record
AUGCCACCAAAAGCCGAUUGGGAUAAAUAUGUUGCUCCAGCAGAGGACGAAGAGAAGGAGCAAGAAAAAAUAGUGCCAUUGUCAGAGAGCGAUAUUCAAGUAUUGAAGACGUACGGUGCAGCUCCAUAUGCUUCAACUAUAAAACAAAUUGAAAAAGACUUGAAAGAUGUCGAAGAGAGAAUAAAGGAGAACAUAGGUAUAAAGGAAAGUGACACUGGCUUAGCACCAACGCACCUUUGGGAUGUUCUUGGAGACAAGCAGCGAAUGCAAGAAGAACAGUCUUUACAAGUUGCCAGAUGCACAAAGAUUAUAGAACCAGUGCAACAAGUUACCACCACGCCGGGGUUGCAGAAUGCCGACACCAGAUCCAAAUAUGUUAUCAAUAUAAAGCAGAUUGCUAAGUUUGUUGUUGGUUUGGGGGAGAGAGUAUCACCAACCGAUAUCGAAGAAGGCAUGAGGGUUGGUGUUGAUAGACACAAGUAUGAGAUUCAAUUGCCACUACCACCAAGGAUUGACCCAUCAGUCACUAUGAUGACAGUGGAGGAGAAACCAGAUGUGACGUAUAGUGAUGUUGGUGGAUGUAAAGAACAAAUUGAGAAAUUGAGAGAGGUUGUCGAAUUGCCAUUGUUGAGUCCUGAAAGAUUUGUCAAAUUAGGUAUUGAUCCUCCAAAAGGUAUUUUACUUUAUGGUCCACCAGGUACUGGUAAGACCUUAUGUGCUAGAGCAGUUGCAAACAGAACCGAUGCUACAUUUAUCAGAGUCAUUGGGUCCGAAUUGGUGCAGAAAUAUGUUGGUGAGGGUGCUAGAAUGGUGAGAGAAUUGUUUGAGAUGGCUAGAACCAAGAAAGCUUGUAUUAUAUUCUUUGAUGAGGUAGAUGCAAUUGGAGGUGCUAGGUUCGAUGAUGGUGCUGGUGGUGACAACGAAGUGCAGAGAACAAUGUUGGAGUUGAUUACUCAAUUGGAUGGAUUCGAUCCAAGAGGUAACAUCAAGGUUAUGUUUGCCACCAAUAGACCAAACACUUUAGAUCCUGCAUUAUUGAGACCGGGAAGAAUAGAUCGGAAAGUUGAGUUUUCCUUACCUGAUUUGGAAGGCCGUGCCAACAUUUUUAGAAUUCAUUCGAAAACCAUGAGUUGUGAGAAGGAUAUCAGAUGGGAGCUAAUAUCAAGAUUGUGCCCUAAUGCUACUGGUGCAGAGUUGAGGUCUGUUUGUACUGAAGCAGGUAUGUUUGCAAUCAGAUCCAGAAGAAAAGUUGCUAAUGAGAAGGACUUUUUGAAAGCAGUUGACAAGGUUAUCAAGGGUAACUUGAAAUUCAGUUCAACAAGUGAAUAUAUGCAAUAUAAUUAG